Messenger RNA from Talaromyces proteolyticus, 1665 nucleotides. RefSeq names its product putative glutamate decarboxylase. Gene Ontology annotation, molecular function: pyridoxal phosphate binding; glutamate decarboxylase activity. The transcript has 5 exons. NCBI's taxonomy places the organism in Eukaryota, Fungi, Ascomycota, Eurotiomycetes, Eurotiales, Trichocomaceae. The record is from RefSeq and is a predicted model, not a curated record. The coding region runs from base 1 to 1665 and encodes 554 amino acids. Gene Ontology annotation, cellular component: cytosol. Gene Ontology annotation, biological process: L-glutamate catabolic process.
AUGGUUCUUGCGCGCAGUGUCAAUCCGGAUGAGCUGAUCGAGGCUCUGCGGAAUGAUCCAGAUGGCCGCAUGAAGUCACUCGUCUCCACUGAAAAUGCGGUCGCAAGUUCAACCCCGUACUCGACUCGAUAUGCGAGCAAGGAGUCCAUCCCCAAAUUCCGCAUCCCGCAAACGGGAGCCCCGGGUGAUGUUGCCGCACAGCUGCUUCGUGACGAAUUGGACCUUGACGGUCGGCCAAAUUUGAAUUUAGCUAGUUUCGUGGGAACCUACAUGGAAAGACAGGCUGAUGCUCUGAUGGCCGAGAACAUCUCCAAGAAUUUGGCAGAUGCAGAUGAAUAUCCUGCUCUCAUGGCCAUGCACACACGCUGCAUUUCCAUUCUUGCGAACCUUUGGGGUGCACGGUCCUCCGAGAAGGCCAUUGGAUCCUCUACUGUCGGCUCUUCGGAAGCAAUUAUGCUAGGCGGUAAAGCCAUGCAGCGGCGCUGGCAGGAGAAGCGGAAGGCCGCUGGAAAGGAUACGUCGCGUCCGAAUAUUCUCAUGGGUGCUAAUGCCCAGGUGGCUCUUGAGAAGUUCGCCCGGUAUUUCGAUGUGGAGGCACGGAUUCUAGAUGUUUCGGAGAAGAGUAAUUAUGCUCUUGAUCCGGACCUUGUUCGCAAGAACAUUGAUGAGAACACUAUUGGUGUCUUUGUCAUCAUGGGUUCAACAUACACCGGUCAUUAUGAACCCGUGGAAGAGAUCUCCAAGAUUCUGGAUCAGUAUGAGAAAGAAACCGGCCAUGAUAUUCCUAUCCAUGUCGAUGGAGCUAGUGGUGGUUUCAUCGCCCCGUUUACCUACGCGGGUGCUGGUCAGAAAUGGAAUUUCGAGCUCCCACGAGUCAAGUCAAUCAACACCUCAGGCCACAAGUUCGGCUUGGUAUAUGCUGGACUGGGCUGGAUCAUCUGGCGAGACGAAUCAUACCUUCCCAAGGACCUCAUUUUCCAACUGCACUAUCUGGGAGGAACGGAAGAGUCGUUCACGUUAAACUUCUCACGUCCCGGUGCCCAGGUGAUUGCGCAAUACUACAACUUUAUCCAUCUAGGCUUCAAUGGAUACAGAGACAUCAUGGAGAACUGUCUCGCCAAUGCCCGUCUCCUGAGCAAGGCCCUCGAGGGCACAACCUGGUUCAAAUGUGUCAGCAGUAUUCACCAGCCGAGCAAACUUUUAAAGACAGCAAAAGACACAGUUCUUGGUUCGGCCGCUGGGGAAACAUCCGCUGACUACGUCGCGGGUCUCCCUGUGGUUGCAUUCCGCUUCUCAGAUCAGUUCCAGAAAGACUACCCUCAUGUGAAGCAGGAGAGUGUCAGCAUCCUGCUACGAGCCAAGCAGUACAUCGUCCCAAACUACCCGCUACCUCCAGCUGCUAACGAGACUGAAAUUCUGCGAGUGGUUAUCCGCGAAAGCAUGAGUGCGGAUCUCCUCGAAAGGCUGAUUGGCGAUAUUGUGGCCGUAACCGAGAGACUGGUUGAAUCCGAUCCAGUGGAUCUCUCCCAUCUGCAGACCGAAGCACAUCAUACGCGCGCUGAGCGAUAUCUACGUCGCAGCAAGACUCAUGGACAGCAGGAUCACCACAAGCCAGCAGAUUGGAUGAAGUCGAUGGGCCGGGGUGUGCACCGAAGUGUUUGCUGA